This is a messenger RNA of Scedosporium apiospermum, 252 nucleotides long. RefSeq lists its product as uncharacterized. The record is from RefSeq and is a predicted model, not a curated record. Lineage: Eukaryota; Fungi; Ascomycota; Sordariomycetes; Microascales; Microascaceae. The transcript is spliced from 3 exons. Bases 1 to 252 code for a protein of 83 amino acids.
AUGAAGUUCUCCCUUACUGCCGUCUCUGCUCUCAUCAGCCUCGCUGCUGCUGCCCCCACCACCGAGGGACAGAGUGAUAUGGCCAAGCGCGCGGACGAGCAAGCCUGCGUCUCUCAGUGCAUCCAGAGCACACCGUCUUGCGGCUUCACUUGCUGGACUGCCUGCCUGGUCAGCUGCCUCCACGCUGGUGAGGCUGAUGAGGUCCAGAAACGUGAGAUCAUGGAUAUUGUCGCUCGUGCCUUCGACAAUUAG